Messenger RNA from Esox lucius (northern pike), 2174 nucleotides. Its product is annotated as gastrula zinc finger protein XlCGF57.1-like. The transcript has 2 exons. Gene Ontology annotation, molecular function: DNA-binding transcription factor activity; RNA polymerase II cis-regulatory region sequence-specific DNA binding. Bases 284 to 1801 code for a protein of 505 amino acids. Gene Ontology annotation, biological process: regulation of transcription by RNA polymerase II. NCBI's taxonomy places the organism in Eukaryota, Metazoa, Chordata, Actinopteri, Esociformes, Esocidae. The record is from RefSeq and is a predicted model, not a curated record.
UUUAUUAUUAUUACUAUUAUUUGACUUCAUCCUGUGGGCUCAUCUGGCCCCGUGUCAAUCAGAGUUUUCAAGCGUCUAACUUCGACACACUAUCUUCAGUUGUUACAUAGCCCAGGGGUGACGAUCUGUCCGUUUUGGUUCGCCAACCACCUGAAAGGAGAAAAACACAAAAGAAGAAAAACACGGGAAGUCGAUUUGGAGACAAUUACUACUUUGUGUUUCAAAUAGCCCUUGAAGACCAAGUGAAUUGAAUAGGCCAGCUAAAUACCUCUCUCGACUGAAAAUGUCUAAACUACAGACGUUUCGUGUGUUUUUAAAUGAGCGCUUAGCGGCGGCUACUGUGGAGAUUUUGGGUGCAGUUGAGAAAACAGUUGCGGAAUACCAAGAGGAGAAUGAUCGCUUACGAAGACUGCUGCGAAUUACACCGAAGAUAACACUAUGUAGAAUUGAAUCCCUGGAGAACUCUCUCACAGUCUCUGAAGAACCGGUUCCAUUUGAGCAGCAGUGGAGCCCCACCCUGGGACAAAAGGCCUUAGAGUCCAUACAGAUUAAAGAGGAGGAGGAGGAACUCUGGACCAGUCAGGAGGAAGAGCCACUACAAGGACUGGAGGCAGAUAUUAUACAGUUUAAAUUCACUCCCCGCUCUGUGAAAAGUGAAUCUGAUCAGGGUGAUCCACUUCAAACCCUCACUGUUUCCCAAACUCAGACUGUGAGCAGAGAGUGUGAAUAUAAACCAGGAGAUUUCAAAACUUCUGAAACUGGGACCUGCCUAAAUGAUCUUGAUGUUACUUGUUACCCACCCGAUAAUCAAAACAAGGAAUCCAGCCACACCACAUCUAAAAAACCAAAACGUUGCCGUGACUGUGGCGAAACGUUUGCUCUGAAAGCCGACCUGCAAAGGCAUUUCACUCUCACAAAGAGACCGAGGGAAUGCAGGUUUUGCCAAAAACAAUACAACUCCACUUGUAAACUGAAGGCCCAUGUCCAACUCUGUCACGUGGAGAAACCGUGCCCAAUAUGUGGCAAGAAUUUUAAAUACAAAGGCGUUCUGUCCAGGCACAUGAUGAAUCAUGCAGGAGAUAAAUCAGCAGGAUAUAAACCUUAUACCUGUGUUCACUGUGGAAAGAGCUUCAGUCAGAAAGGGCACCUAACCAAUCAUGUACGGACUCAUACAGGUGAAAAACCGUUCAGCUGUGGAUACUGUCCGAAAAGCUUCAGUCAGAAAGGACAUCUAAAUGAACAUAUUCGAACACACACAGGAGAGAAACCGUUUAGCUGUGGUGACUGUGGGAAAAAAAGCUUUAAUCAGAAGUGGCUUCUUACCGAACAUGUACGGACUCACACAGGAGAGAAACCAUUUAAAUGUAAUGACUGUGGGAAAAGCUUCAGUUACAAGGGGGACCUAAGGAGGCAUAAACUGUCUCACACAGGAGAAAAACCGUUUACCUGUGGCGAUUGCGGGAAAUCUUUCAAUCAUAAAGGACACCUAACCAAGCAUAUCCUCACCCACACUGGUGUGAAACCAUUUAGCUGUAGUGACUGUGGGAAAAGCUUCAACCAGAAGGCAGCCCUAAAGACACAUAUUCUGACGCACACAGGAGUGAAACCGUUUAGCUGUGGUGAAUGUGGAAAAAGCUUCUAUCAGAAGGGACACCUAACUGAACACAUUCGCACUCACACAGGAGAGAAACAACAUGUCUGCUCAAUCUGUGGUAAAGGGUUCACCCAGAAAGCUCAUCUGGUGAGGCAUGUAAAUAACGUCCACAAGGAAAGAAAACUGUAUGAAAACGGAAAAGAAUAGACAGGCAGGUGGAUGUAAUAGAAACAAAAUGCUUUGUCAACCGACAGGGAAAAAUGUAAGAAUGUGACCAAACGAUUUGGUGCCAAUUCAUUUGAUUGAACAAUGUAGUUUAUCAUGUGUUGUACAUCAAGCUUUAUUGCUCUCAAUUAAUGGUGAUCUGUGACAUGCAGUGAGGUUUCUAAAAUGUCUUGGGGAAUUGAAUAAAUACAUGAAUGUGAAGAACUUGAAUAGGUGAUGUUCAUUUCCCCCUUUCUGCAAUAAUAAUUAAAUAUACAUGUCCAAAUGGCACUACAAAAAUUUUGAAUUUUUCUACUUGCCAGGGAAAUUAGAUUUGCACACAAAAUGCUAGAACCAUUAAACAAAUUUUAAGUCA